AUGAGUGGCGAUUGCGCAAUCUAUAGCAUCGACGAGGAGGGUUCCAGCAGCUCUGUGUUUCUGAUGACCGCGUGGAACCACAACGCUGCGAGGCCCAAGCCUCUGGGGCGACCCACCAAGAGCAACGCCUUGCUCGAGACGGUGUACUGGGACACGAUGGGGAACCCGAGUUGCACGUGCGAUCGUGGCCGUUUGAGCUUUGGCGCAGCUUGCGUUCACAAACUGGCAUUACAAGCGCUCCAGGAACGUCGGCAAUCAAGCCACCGGUCAUUUCAGAAGGGGCAACGGGUGGUGGAGGUGCCGUGCAGUAGCGUGGGGCAGAGAGUGUUCGGGGUGUACUGGAAUGCGGGUUCCACCUCGCCUAAGAGGACGAUGGUGCACUUCAGCGCGGGGGCAGAGUUCGAGUGGUACUGCGAGGGGAGGCGUGCAGGCUGCAGCAAGACGACCGAUUGCAGUCACCUUCAGGAGGUCAAACGAGCGCUGCAGAGGAGAGAGGGGUGGAGGAGACUGGAGGGCUGUCUCUUCUCAGAUUUGCAGUUGGAGCGGGCCAAAGUAUGGCUGCACCAGAAGGACGGUGAGGAAGAGCUGGAGGCCCUCACGGAUGAGGAGCGUUAUCUCCUCGGUCUUGUCGCGGGGGAGCGGCACGACGCAGUAUGCAAGGGUGUCGCCUGCUUUUGCAAGCAGCAUCUCUCGCUGUUCGGUGGGGUGGGUCUUGACAGGCAGCCCUGCGAAGGCCGGUGCUGUAGUCCUGCGAAUAGCAGCGCAACUGGGAAGCGUCCGCGAGCCGAGAUGGAGAAUGGGGCCCUGGUCACAGGGUCUGCACAACGGGGGGUGAAACGGAGGUCUAAAACCUUCUUUGCAGCUCAGGCACUGGUAGAAGCAACGUGCGAUGUGCAUGGAGAUGUGGCGGACCUUGGGGAGGGUGGGCCGUCAACAUGCUCGGCCGGGGGGCAAGGGCCACGUGUCAUCCGCAUAUGCGGCAGUUGCAUUUGCCCUUCGACGGCGUGCCUACACGUUGAACCCGCACGUGUUGCUGUUGUCAUGCCCAUGGGCGCCGAGGGCAUCCAGGUCGAGACUCCAAAGCUAGUGCGCCCUACAGACGGGUUGGCCGUUCAUGACCCCCCGGUCACUCUGCUGAAGCAGCCGGUGAGAGUGAGCCAGCUGGUGGCGCGGGAUUUUGAGGAACUGAGCAGAAUGGCGGGAUUGUGCGCUCCUUGCCCCAAAGUGCCGCCCCCCUGUGGAACGGGCUGGUUGAGCUUGAUGCAGACGUCUCACAUCUACUCGCUGGACUGGUCGCAAGAGGUGAAAGUUCGCAUCUACUGCUGCACUUGUCCGGAGAAGCACACGGUGCACUUCAACGGAGAGGCAUUGGGUUUCAUCUGCGGGCCCCACCCGGAGGUACUUCUCUGCGACGGCAUCGCCGGGCUGGCUUGUGCCGACGGCGGGCGACAAAAGGGGGGGCUCGCUGGGUCCAGCGCGGCGCAAUUGCGACCGUUUACGGCACCGAGUCAAGACGCCGAGGGGGUGAAUGUCGUGAAGCUCAUGGAGCCGGGGGUGAACUUCUGUGCUGCCGCCCUGGGUGGAGGAGGUUUAAAGCGGCGCUUGGUGCACCAACCGGAGCUGCGUGCAUUGAUCGCGCGCUUCAGCCAGCAUCAUCCUGACGACCCUGAUCUAGGAGCCAAGCUGAGCAACGUGGAGUUCGACGAAUUGCUGGCCGCACUCGACCGCGAGGACGUGCAGGUGGCCUCAGAAUUCGUGCCGAACCCCGUCGACGAAGAGGCUGACCCAGUGCUUUUCUUCGAGCGGCGGCGCCUUCUCCUUGACCAGUUUGGGCAGAUCCGUUCGAAGAACCGUGCAAUGAUGGCGCUCCUAGAGGGGAUCAAGACGGAGGCCCUGCGAGCUUCCCCUUUACGACCACCGCGAUGCCCCGCAAAAUGGGCGGAGCUACUCUACGGGUUCGGCACGCCACAGUCGGUCUCCGAUGACAGCAAUCUGAUUCAGCAUAAGCAGGCUCUGGCCGUGGCCGUCGAGUUCUGGGAGACGCGAGCAAAUGCCCUGCUCCCCGGUGUCGAGAGCUUGACAGCGCCCUCUACGGCGUUGUACCCGCUCAACGUACCUGAGACGGAGCUCUUGAACGAGCGGCUGGGCUUGAAUCCGGACGGUGAACCAUGCGGAGCCCUUCCCCUAGAGCACUCCUUCUGCAAGGAGCAGCGCGUGCUCGGUUGCUACCCUCUGCCAGGGUGGGAACAGAAGCGCCCCCUUCCCCAAUAUAAGCCCUUCGAGGACGAGCUAGGCCGCUCGAUCGAGGGCAGCGAAGAGCACCGGUGCAAGAGCGGGCUCACGGUGGGCAGGUUUGACGCGGAGGUGGCCUCCAAGGGGGGAUCGAAGUCCGCGAAGCGACUGCAAAAUCAUACCAAGGGCGGGUUCGUCUUUUGUUGCCCGCACCGUGUGAUCUACGGUUUUCACGCGAUGCUCCGUGGCGAGUCACCUCGCGAUCCGUUCACCGUGCUCUACACUCGACUGGAUCGACGGAACCUCCCCCGGUACAUGUUCUAUGACAACGCGUGCAAGCUUCAAUCGUAUUGCAUGAGGCGAGAACCGGCUUUCUUCGCCGACGUCCGGUUCCUGGUCGACAGGUUUCACUUCCAGCGCAUGGGAGCUGAGGCCCACAAGUGUGGACCCUCGUUCAACCCCGGGGGGCAAACAGAGAGCCCUGCAUGGUCGGAGCACAAGGAGAGAAGGAGCCAGGAAGUUGCAGCGGCACGUGACCAGGCUGGCUGUUCGGAUGCUCAAUCGCAGGCCAGCUUAGGGUAUGCCAAGAGAGGAGCGCAAUACCAGCAGCGCAACAGAGCAGACGAGAUGGAGAAGGGUGCAACAAGUUAUAAGCAGACGACGAUGGGGCUGCUGCCGUUUUGCGUCAAGCAACUGGUUCAACACGUCGUCGGACGUGGGGCGGACGCCAAGGAGAGGAGGCGGUGGUGUCCGGAGGGCCCUUGAAGGGGCUUCUUCUACCACCUAGGGUGCUCGGAGUCGGACAACAUCCUCAUCCCGCGGGACCUCCAGAGCGUGAUCCUGUGGCUCUUGCUGGCGCGGCGUCUCUUUGAGCCGGUGACACUCUCGGACGGGCAGUUUGCGGACCUCAGGCAGCUGUCCCCCGUGCUAUCCAAGCUGCUCGAGACUGGGGUAUCUUAUGGGCAGCCUUCGAAGGUGUAGGAGCAUGGCCCGGCCCAGCUUUAAAGGGCUAUUGAUCAUAUCAGAUCGAGUUGCUUGGCUGCUGCUGGUUGUUGAACAGUAUGCGUGUAAAGUGCAAGCUGAUCAUCAAUCUGUCGCCGCUAGACUAAUGCAUGACGUGGCUAUGGUUGGCAAGCCCUUGGGAGUGGUAUCAGAUGCGCGCUCGUCAAAUGAAGCUUUAAUUUGCGGCAAGCAAUCGACAUGACGAUUCAUUUGAAGAUCAAUG
This is a messenger RNA of Klebsormidium nitens, 3457 nucleotides long. The record is from the annotation of a GenBank genome assembly. NCBI's taxonomy places the organism in Eukaryota, Viridiplantae, Streptophyta, Klebsormidiophyceae, Klebsormidiales, Klebsormidiaceae.